AUGGCAUCCCUAGCCUGGGUCAUCACCAUAUCCAUCUCAACCAUGCCGUACGCUGAGACGGCAAUAAUAUGGUUGCACGAUAACUUCACUAACAAGGUCGGGCUUGAUGAUCUUAGCGAUGACGCGAAGACGUAUACUAACAAUGAAGGAGGAAAGAAGUUUCACGCCGUGAUCGGCUCCGCUGGCUACACUCCGUUCUUCUUCCAGGGCAAGCUUUUCGUGCUACAGAAGACUGAAGAUGACAAUAAUGGUGGUUGGGAUUCAAAUCAUGGUACUGUGAGGCUACGAUGUCACUGGGGAAGCGUGCAACCGGUCGAGGUUCUAUUCAACGCAGUGCACAAGGACGCAAAGCCGCAAUCUACACAAGUCGACAUCACGUAUGUCCAAGGAGGAAACAAGAAUCAGACCUAUACGGAUAGGAAGCGAUCCCUGCAAACCGUUCACCUUGUUCCUUGUCCUGGGCCUACAGAUCCAAAGGCUAAAGAGGAGCUGAUCAUGGAUCUCCAGGACUUCUUUGAUGAAGAUACGGAAGACUUCUAUCAACAGAACGGAAUGCCGUACCGAAGGGGCUAUAUUUUUCAUGGACCAUCAGGGACUGGCAAGACCAGCUUUGCCAAAGCGCUGCAUUGUUGUCUUCGAGGACAUUGGCAAAAUGAAUAUCGUUCGAGAGCGUCCAAUGGUAACGUUACCAGCAACUCCUCAGUCACACCAGACGACAGCAAUACUGUAGUCUCGUCUUUGGCCGCAUCCAACGCCAGUGUCAAGGAGGUCAAGCUUACUGGUUUGCUUAAUUUAUCAGAUGGCCUGGGUUCGAAAGACGGGCACUUCGUCAUCAUCACUACCAACGCGCCCAAGACCUUGGAUUCAGCACUAUAUCGAGCAGGUCGAAUUGACAUGCAAGUGUACCUGAGGUACAGCGCCAAAUUUACCACUGCCGUUACGUUUAUGUGGAUUUUCAAUAACAACAAGUGCAACAAGCUGAGCGAGGCCCAGCUUGCUAAGAUGGCAACGCGCGUCUGUAACAUUGUACCGAAGAACUUCCUGACACCCGCAGAGGUCCUCCUAUUCUGCAUGAAACGUCGAGGUCAAGCACCAAAGGCUCUACGGGAAGCGAGACAAGAAAAUCAGCUGGGCGAGAACAAGACUGAUCAGGGUAAUGUUGAGGCGGAAUUUGCAACGCAGCACCCGGCACGAGACCCAGAGAAGCUCCAUCUCGCUGGUAAUGAGUCCGAUGACGAAUUCGACGGCCUUGCAUAUGACCGUGACUACACGCACUUAUACGGAGAUGGCGUGGGUGACCGAAUCGAAGGUCACCUAGCGUUACCUUUGCGCGAGCAACAACCAGUUGACAAAGGCCCAACUGUCGUAGACCGCACGUCUGCAUCUUCAACGAACACGUUCUACACCGCGCUGUUUUUGGGAGAGCAGACCGAGGAGGGCUUCCAGCGCUCCGCUGAGUCAGAAGCAGAACAAAAUCCUUAGGAAGAUGAGACGCGCGAGAACAUCCAGGCCGUGGAUCCACAUCCCGUUCAGGAUGAAGCGCCGUUUUGGGAGUGAGACUCGAAGUUCCGAAGCUUGCAGAGACGGGUUAUAGGGCGGUCAAGCGAAGGAUGUUUGUUACUGCCAUUGUAUUCGAUUGAGUGACACCAACUUCUGCUGUAGGUGUAUAUCGACGGAAACCUUUGCCUAAGUAAGCAAAAACAUCAACUUAUUGUUCUCUUCUUUUUCUUCUGUUCGUUGAGAUCAUGGUUCAUCAAAUGCUUCCCAUCGCAUGUAUGGGUCAGCUCUAAUGAAGGAUGAAAUCCGCGACACUAUCUUAGUCCGUUGCGGCUG
Macroventuria anomochaeta is the source of this 1833-nucleotide messenger RNA. RefSeq lists its product as uncharacterized. The record is from RefSeq and is a predicted model, not a curated record. The transcript is spliced from 6 exons. Gene Ontology annotation, molecular function: ATP hydrolysis activity; ATP binding. Gene Ontology annotation, cellular component: mitochondrial inner membrane. Gene Ontology annotation, biological process: protein insertion into mitochondrial inner membrane from matrix; mitochondrial respiratory chain complex III assembly. Lineage: Eukaryota; Fungi; Ascomycota; Dothideomycetes; Pleosporales; Didymellaceae. Bases 1 to 1482 code for a protein of 493 amino acids.